UUUUGCUGCAGUUUCGUUUCUCCUGAGAAAGAGGAGAUUCUGACAGCUCCGUGCAUCUGAGGCUGCAAGGAGGAUCUUGCAAUACUCUCUUCUCCCGGAGCUACCACCUUCUGGUCUGCAUACAGCCCAGUUUCCAGUAAAAAAGAACAUCCCGCCAUCUACUUAAGGUCACCCCCAGUUUGGUGUUAGUCUAUUAGGAUGGCAGGACAAACUCCCCAAAAACGAGGUCACACUGAUGAUUUACUGGGAGGGGCUGGAUGGAGUAAAAGGUUAAAGAGAGGUCAAAAGCCUGAAGAUGAGGAGGAAGAGGCUAUGAAGGAUUAUAAAAAGAUGCAAAAUAUGCUGAAGGAUGUUCUGGACCAGGCUACACAGAAGCUGUCACAAUUUCUGUCCCAACACAACCUGCCUGAGACAAGAAUGAGAGUUGAGCAUCUCAUGAACCGCCUUGCAGGCUUGAAGCCAGACAUCCUGCUGGAUCCCAUUUACAUUGGUCUCUUUGGCAGCACCGGGGAAGGGAAAAGCACGUUGCUGAACACUAUCAUAGGCAAAACCUUCUUCUUGCCAGUGUCUGGGAACAGAUGCUGCACAUCCUGCGUGGUGCAGGUCAACACGAGCCACAACAGAUAUCUCGAGGCAAAAAUUCACCUUCUCACAGAUGAGGAGUGGAAGGAUGAGCUGAAGUGUCUGGUAGCACUUGUGGAACAGGAUGAAGAUGAGGAUGCCGAAAGUCGUGAGGCUGCUUUGAAAAUCUCUACCAUCUAUGGGGAAGAAGCUUGUGCUAAGAGUUACGAGGAAUUGUGCAGGAUGAAACCCAUAGUUCAUAUUCCCCCUACAAGAUGUAUCACCCUCAGGGGAACUCAUGAACAAGAUCUUUCUGAAAGAAUGCGUCCCUAUAUCUCGAUUCAGAGCAUCCGAAACAAUGAAGAAGGAACAAGCAGAGACGACCAAAGUACAUACCUCUGGCCUCUAAUAAAACACGUGGAAGUGACUGUCCCAGCGUUGCCACUGAUUCCAGAAGGUGUUGUCUUUGUGGAUAUUCCAGGGAUGGGCGAUUUCAAUAGAAAAAGAGAUGCCAUCUGGAAAGAGAACAUCAACAAAUGCUCUGUCAUUUGGGUGGUCAAGUCUAUUGUACGCAUUCUGGGAGAGGGAAUCCAUGAGACGCUGCUGAAAGAAGGCAUGAAGGCUUUCCAGAGUGGGAUGUGCAGGGACAUCUCCUUGGUGGUCACGAAGUCUGAUCAGAUUAACCUAGAUGAAUACCGGUGGGAAACAGGGAGAAAUGAUAUAAAUGAACAUGAUGCCAUCCUAGAAAGGAAUGAAAAUGUGAAGCGGAGUAAGAGAGAAACAAUGAAGAAAACCCUAGAGAAGGUGCUUCCCAGCGACUCCUACGUUCUGCAGAAGGCUGACCUUGUGUACACCGUCAGUGCCCAGGAGUACAAUAAGGGGAAGAUACUCCUCAAGGAAGAAACAGAGAUCCCAAAGCUGAGGGAGUACAUCCAGACGUUUUACACAGCGCAGAAAAGGAACAAACUGAUGGAUUAUGUAUCAGAGGCUUUGGUCAUCUUCUCACUGCUUCAGAGCCUCCGAUCCAACCAAGACAGUCAGUACCAGGAUGCGAAAGAACACUUGGAAGACUUAAGUACAAGGGCGAUGGAUGCUUUGGAGGAAAAAAUUGAGGCGUGUUUUGUACCUAUUGAACAGUCACUUAGUGAAGGCGUAGAUGAAGCAAAGAACUCGUAUAAGAAAAUUAUCAACAAGAUCCUCCAAAGACAUGGUGGGUACCAGGGUUUCCACCGAACGCUGAAAGCUGUGUGCCUGAACAAAGGAGUGUAUGUGUCGCGGGUCUUCCACCGCAUAGACAUCAACGACUGCCUGGCUUGGCCCAUCUAUGAAAAAAUUGACAUGAGUUUUGGAGAUGUAUUGAGGAUCCAGAUGGGCACCUGCUCCAGACUGAAAGUCUGCCUUGACACAUUCAAAAAUGACAUGCAGAAGCAACUGAAAGAAGCCAUGAUGACAUACGUGGUGGCUGACAGAGAGGACAAGCUCAAGUUCCUUCAGCAGGAGACAGAAUUCACUUUCCAACAGACUGAAAAAUUCAUCCUUCAGAAGAGAGAUGAAAUCUACCAAUCUCUUACUGUAUCCAUCCAAAACGAUCUCCUGCAGUGCUAUGAAGAUGCUGCCAAGCAAAGAGGUAUAGGAGCCUUCAAGAGGAUGAAAGAUAUCCUCAGUGAUGGUAUAAAGGCCAAGACAGAAACCGGAAUGUUUGAAAGAGCACAGGAGAAGAUGAGAAAACACUUACAGAACCUGAAGGUAGAGAUCAUCCAGAAGAUGAAGAAGAACUUCUCCAGCAUGCUCAGUGUUGCCUUUUACCCCAAGGACCAACUCAACAGCAAGCUGCCAGAUUUCCUUGAUGAGUUGAUCUCCAUUCGCAGUAUUCACAGGUUCCUGCACUCAGCCAGAGAAACUUAAAGUGCUGCAGGGAUCACCUGAGAUGCUUUGUGGUUAUUAUUCAUGUGGGUGGCUUCCUGUCUCUAUUCUGUGAGCACAUAACCUCAGAGGAUUUUUUUUUUCCUACUCUAAAAACAUUUCUGAGAUAUUUUUGUAUGCAUUUUACAAGGCUGCAUGAGUCCUGCAUAAUCCCCAAGCACCAUGCAACCUGUGGUCACUCACAAGUCCUUCUGAAGUGACCCUUCAUUCCUCUGACCUUGUCGACUUAUAUGGAUACUACCCUGGACCAUUGGUCUGAUGCAUUCCCAGAAGGAGCAGGAUCAGUAGAGUCUCUGGCCAGUGUAUUGGGGUCUCUCCAACUAUCACACAUCUGUGCUCCUUCAUGCUUUUGGAGACACACUUUUCACCCCACAUCCCACCAUGCUUACGUGCCAAAUGUAACCCAAUUUUACCUGCUAUGUUUAUAUCUCUUUUAGUACUUUGGCUUUUUAUGUAAAAUAAAAGUGUUCAGAACAAA
Molecule: messenger RNA, 2962 nt
Organism: Colius striatus (speckled mousebird)
Lineage: Eukaryota; Metazoa; Chordata; Aves; Coliiformes; Coliidae
Gene: NUGGC
Product: nuclear GTPase, germinal center associated
Exons: 19
Coding region: 199-2466 (755 amino acids)
Molecular function (GO): GTPase activity
Source: RefSeq, a predicted model, not a curated record